Molecule: messenger RNA, 2826 nt
Organism: Fraxinus pennsylvanica
Lineage: Eukaryota; Viridiplantae; Streptophyta; Magnoliopsida; Lamiales; Oleaceae
Source: the annotation of a GenBank genome assembly
AUGAGCAGCAGCAAAUCCCGUAACUUCCGCCGCCGUGCUGACGACGGCGACGACGAUGGAGAAGAAGACAAAUCAUCUACCAUCACCCCAAUCAACGGCACUUCUACCACCACAAGAAAACCCUCCGCCAUCAAUAAACCCAAGAAAACACCCUCACGACCCCCAACCAAAAGCCUACUUUCUUUUGCCGAUGAUGACGACUCGUCGGAAACACCAUUCUCUCGCCCUUCCACCAAAUCUUCAUCUUCGAGAUUAUCGAAAUCAACACACAAGCUUGCCUCAUCGAAAGACCGAAUUGCUCCUCACCCUUCUUCGACCUCCCUUCCUUCCAAUGUCCAGCCCCAAGCUGGCACCUACACAAAAGAAGCCCUCUUAGAGCUCCAGAAGAGCACCAAAACACUCGCUGCCUCCUCCCGCUCUGUUACUCGUGCUGAACCUGUGAUAGUCUUGAAAGGCCUUGUGAAACCUGCAGUUCCGGAUGACCCGAAUCCUAAAGGUACCGGAAAACCCUUCGAGAAUAAUGGAGUUUUGACAAUGGAGAAUGAUGAUGCUGUGGCCCGGUUUGGUUCGAUGGAGCUGGGGAUGGAUUCAAGAGAGGGUAAGGAGGAGAUUCCGGACCAGGCAAUGAUAAAGGCGAUUAGGGCGAAGAGGGAGAGGUUAAGGCAGGCCAAGGCUGCAGCUCCAGAUUUUAUAGCGCUGGACGGAGGUAGUAAUCACGGUGCUGCAGAAGGGUUGAGCGAUGAGGAGCCUGAAUUUCGGGGGAGGAUAGGGUUCUUUGGGGACAAGAUCGAUGGUGACAAAAAAGGCGUGUUUGAGGAUUUUGAGGAGAGGACCGUGCCAAAAGAUAGGGGAAUUGGAAGUGGUGACAGUGACGAGGAUGAGGAGGAUAAGAUGUGGGAGGAAGAGCAGGUGAGAAAAGGGUUAGGAAAGAGGAUAGACGAUGGCAUUGGAAGUAAAGGAGUAAGUUCCAGUGUUGGCGGCGGUAGUGUUCAUCAGAGCGUUCAGCAGCCAAGUUUGGGUUACUCGGCUACAGGGACUACUGGCGUGUAUUCUUCGGUGCAGAAUGUGGGUGUUGUUCGUAGUUAUAAUAGUAUUGGAGGAGCAGUUGGGGCAUUGUUUGGUUCAGAUGUGAUGCCGAUAGCUCAGCAGGCUGAGCUCGCUAAGAAAGCCUUGCAGGAGAAUGUGACUAGACUUAAGGAAUCUCAUGGCCGAACCAUGGCGACACUGGUGAAAACUGAUGAAAAUUUGUCUGCCUCACUUGUGAAUGUCACUACCCUGGAGAAUUCUUUUGCUGCAGCUAGUGAGAAGUUCCUCUUUAUGCAAAAGCUUCGCGACUUCAUUUCUGUUAUUUGUGACUUUUUGCAGCAUAAAGCUCCUUUCAUAGAGGAGCUUGAAGAACAAAUGCAAAAGCUUCACGAAAAACGUGCAGCAGCCAUCAUAAAAAGAAGAGAUGCUGAUAAUGGUGACGAAAUGUCAGAACUAGAACCUGCUAUAGUUGCAGCAAGGGCAGCAUUUAGUAAAGGAGGAAGCAAUGUAGCGAUAAUGUCAGCAGCCACUGCUGCUGCUCAGGCUGCAUCCGCUAAUUCGAGAGCUUUAAAAAAUUUACCCGCAGAGCUAGAUGAAUUUGGUAGAGACAUCAAUCUGCAAAAACGAAUGGAUACAAUGAGACGGGCAGAAGCUCGGCAACGUAGGAGAGCCAAAGCUGAUUCUAAAAGAAUGUUGACUAUGGACAUUGAUACCUCCUACCACCAAAUGGAAGGAGAAUCAAGCACUGAUGAAAGUGACAGUGAGAGUGCAGCAUAUGAAUCAAACCGCAGUGAGUUACUUCAGAUUGCUGAAAAGGUUUUCGGUGAUGCAGCUGAGGAGUAUUCUAAACUUUCCUUCGUUAUUGAAAGGUUUGAGAGAUGGAAGAAAGAUUAUGCUUCAAGCUACCGUGAUGCUUAUAUGUCACUAAGUGUUCCUGCUAUUUUCUCCCCCUAUGUAAGGGUGGAGCUUCUGAAGUGGGAUCCACUUCAUGAAGAUUCAGAUUUCAUUGAUAUGAAAUGGCACUCCUUGUUAUUCAAUUAUGGUCUUCCAGAAGAUGAAAGUAAAAUCAGUCCAGUUGUUGAUGCUGAUGCUGAUGCUGAUGCAAACCUUAUUCCCGAAUUGGUUGGAAAACUUGCCAUUCCUAUUUUACACCAUCAACUAGCUUUCUGUUGGGAUAUUCUUAGUACCCGUGAAACGAAGUAUGCUGUUUCUGCAAUGAACUUGGUCUUCAGAUAUGUUGAUCUUUCCAGUUCGGAUCUUGGGAAGUUGGUAGCCGUGCUUCGUGAUCGUCUGACUGAUGCUGUGGCUAACUUGAUGGUCCCAACGUGGAGCCCACUUGAAAUGAAGGCUGUGCCCAAUGCAGCACGAGUCGCAGCAUAUAGGUUUGGCACAUCUGUUCGUUUGCUAAAGAACAUAUGCCUAUGGAAUAAAAUUCUUGCAACGCCUGUCCUCGAAAAACUUGCUCUAGAUGAUCUUUUGAGUGGCAAGCUGCUUCCUCAUCUUCGCAGCAUUCAAUCUGAUCUUCAUGAUGCAAUUACAAGAACUGAGAGAAUUGUUGUUUCAUUACAAGGGGUCUGGGCUGGUCCAAGUGUUGCAGGGGAUCGAAGCCCAAAAUUGCAGUCCUUGGUGGAUUACUUGAUGUUAAUUGGAAAGUCGCUGGAGAAGAAGCUUGCGUCUGGUAGCAUGGAGACAGAAAUUAGUAAACUUGUUAGACGGGUGAAGAAGAUGCUGGUCGAGCUGAACGAGUAUGAUUAUGCAAGAGUAUUAUCGAGAACCUUUAAUCUUAAGGAGGCACUCUGA